Molecule: messenger RNA, 735 nt
Organism: Candidozyma auris
Lineage: Eukaryota; Fungi; Ascomycota; Pichiomycetes; Serinales; Metschnikowiaceae
Product: protoheme IX farnesyltransferase
Exons: 1
Coding region: 1-735 (244 amino acids)
Biological process (GO): heme biosynthetic process
Cellular component (GO): membrane; mitochondrion
Molecular function (GO): protoheme IX farnesyltransferase activity
Source: RefSeq, a predicted model, not a curated record
AUGAUUCGAACAUCGUCAAGGCCCAUUGUCAAGGGAGUGUUAACGUCUAAUCAGGCUUUCAAGUUCGCUGCAAUCACGGGCAUCGCGGGCUCAUUUAUUCUUUACCAUGGCGUAAACCCUACAGUCGCAGCCUUGGGCAUGUCAAAUAUUAUCUUGUAUGGUUGGUGUUACACCUCGCUCAAGAGAAAGUCUAUUCUUAAUACCUGGGUUGGCGCUAUAGUUGGGGCUAUCCCUCCAUUGAUGGGAUGGGCAGCUUCAUCUUCGCUUCUGCACCCAGGAGCAUGGUGUUUAGCUGCUUUAUUGUACGCGUGGCAAUUCCCUCAUUUCAAUGCUUUGUCACAUAACAUCGCUACGCAGUAUAAGGAGGCGGGUUACGUUAUGGCAGCUGCAGAAAAUCCAAGGUUGAACUCCAGAGUAUCAUUGAGAUACUCUUUGCUUAUGUUUCCAAUUUGUUUUGGAUUGAGCUACUUCGGUGUCACGGAUUGGGUGUUCUGUAUAGACUCCUCCAUCGCCAAUGCAUGGUUAAGUGUUUUAGCAUAUCGUUUCUGGAAGCAACAAAAGAUCAACCAUUCAACAACCAGCCAAAUCCCCGGUCAAGCAAUUGAGGCUGCUAAUCUUGCUGCUCGAAAGCUAUUUUGGUGCUCAGUAUGGCAGCUCCCAGCUGUCCUUGUUCUAGCGAUGUUGCAUAAAAAAGGUCAAUGGGACCGUCUAUUACUGUGGAUCGGAAUCUUGUAA